Messenger RNA from Nomia melanderi (Alkali bee), 1291 nucleotides. Its product is annotated as adipose-secreted signaling protein. NCBI's taxonomy places the organism in Eukaryota, Metazoa, Arthropoda, Insecta, Hymenoptera, Halictidae. The record is from RefSeq and is a predicted model, not a curated record.
GCCAACGCACGAAACCAUUCGAUGCGAUAGAACGGUAUGCACUGGCGAUGCAUACUACCAACGUAGAGAAGUGCAGUGAACAUUGCGGUACGGAAUAUUAAAUUAAGUAGUUGUGUGUAGCAUGAAAGUACAACUGCCAAAUUGCCUUACAAGACAUGGGAGAUAAAGAACAUCACGUGCACUUCAGCGGAGGAAGCGGCCUCGGGAAAGACAACAAUAUCAUGAUACAACCGCAGCGACAUGGACAGAUUGAUGCUCACCUCGGGUUUUUACAGCUCCAUCACUGGUAUCUCGUGGAAUUCUUGAUUCCCUGGAACCUAUGCGUGCAUAAUGAAGGGAAGACACUGGUACCAGCCGUAGCCACAGGAAACAACAAUCCCAAUUGUCGCAUUGUUGACUUAGGACAAGAAAAGGAUGGCUUAAGGUUGAAGCUGGAGUUUCUGGCGCAUAAAGAGAAGAUACUGAAGGAAGAGGUACAGAUAAGUUGUUGCAAAUCAGGAACCCCGCUGAAGAUCCAGUUGAACGCACGUGUCUUAGGGAAAGAUAAGGGUACCCCGUUGCUGAGGAACGGCAUACGCAGCAUCGGUGUGGAUAGGCCGGAGGAAGAUGAGGUGCUGGGUGCAAAAAUCAAAACAUACCUGAGAACGCACAGCCAACAGCAACCUUGAACGGAAACGAGCGCCCGGGUUCACAAGGGGAACCGCGCGUCCGGUUGGCAAUGAAGCAUUCAACAGGAGACGGCUUGAUCGAUCCACUAGAACGAUCCUUAUUUCGAAAGUUGAGCGUGCAAUUCUUCGUACAUGCAAUGAGCAUAGUAUCGUGGUCAGUGACCAGAAAUGGCUAUAUUAGUCGGCAUAAGCAAUCACGUUUACAUGUCUUUUAACUUUAGAACGUAGGAUACGCCUGUGAUGAGCCUAACACGAAACCUGUUUCACCUUAAACAAAACUGCACGACAUAACUUAUCGAAAUGCGCGGCGUUCACCAAUGAGCUUUUCUCGAGUAUGUUACGUUGGUCCGAUUCACGCAGGCCCGCGUGGCAAUAUCCGCAAGACCCCCGCGGCUCCUUCCGCCGUGUCGAUGUUACCAGUCUUUCACGGGGACGAGCACGGCAUAGAAAAAUUAAUGUGUUCCUCUUGAUCGGCCUUUCCGAAGGAAUCAUAUCGAGAUAUGUAAUUUAUAGAUAACUGCUAAAUAACAGCAUUUACCUAUCGUUAACUUCUGCAACGAGACGUAUCAUGCAAUGCCUAUAAUAUUUACUAUACCUAUUAAUAUUCAUUCUCGGGCUAUUUA